CCUCACUGGUACUUUUUCCACCUCUCACUGAGCACCAGCGAACAGAAAUUGCAGCUUCUCUCUCUCUCGACGACACUUCCUCUCCAUAGAAAACUAAAAACUAAAAAGAAGAGAUUUUCAGAUGGGAGAAGGGAAGGGCUCUACUCUGGUCCACCUUCUGGUGGUGGUUCUGAGCCUUGUUGCCUUUGGAUUCGCCAUUGCCGCUGAGAGACGAAGAAGCAUUGGCCAUAUUGAGAAAGAUCUAACAAAUGCUACAUACUGUGUCUACAACUCUGAUGUUGCAACUGGUUAUGGAGUGGGUGCUUUCUUAUUUCUUCUUUCAAGUGAAUCAUUACUAAUGGGUGUGACAAAGUGCAUGUGUUUUGGAAGACCAUUAGCCCCAGGCGGAAAUCGAGCUUGGUCCAUCAUCUAUUUUGUCUCAUCGUGGUUGACUUUUCUGGUUGCAGAAGCAUGUCUAAUUGCGGGGGCAGUGAAAAACGCAUACCACACCAAGUACCGGGGAAUGAUAUAUGCUCAAAAUUUCUCAUGUGAAACAUUGCGGAAAGGUGUUUUUGUUGCUGGAGCAGUGUUUGUAGUUGCAACAAUGGUUCUUAAUGUAUACUACUACAUGUAUUUCUCCAAGGCUACUGCCCCUCAGGCAGCACAGAAAGCAAAUCGUACAAGUUCAAAUGUUGGGAUGGCUGGGUAUGCAUAGAAAAUCAUCUAUGGGACCAAAUAACUAAGUUUUGUUACAUGAUAUUUUGAGUUCUUUUGGUGAUUGUAUCAUGCAAUUAUAUUGUCGUGCUUAUGUCGAAAUAUAUAGUGCGUCUAUGAUUUGUGAAAGCACAAUCAAGGAAAUUUUUAUCAAGAUAAAUAAGACGAAUAGAAAGUCAAAUUUAGAGAA
Hevea brasiliensis (rubber tree) is the source of this 883-nucleotide messenger RNA. RefSeq lists its product as uncharacterized. The coding region runs from base 122 to 694 and encodes 190 amino acids. Lineage: Eukaryota; Viridiplantae; Streptophyta; Magnoliopsida; Malpighiales; Euphorbiaceae. The transcript has 3 exons. The record is from RefSeq and is a predicted model, not a curated record.